Poecilia latipinna (sailfin molly) is the source of this 491-nucleotide messenger RNA. RefSeq names its product cytochrome C oxidase assembly factor 3b (gene coa3b). The record is from RefSeq and is a predicted model, not a curated record. Gene Ontology annotation, cellular component: mitochondrial inner membrane. NCBI's taxonomy places the organism in Eukaryota, Metazoa, Chordata, Actinopteri, Cyprinodontiformes, Poeciliidae. Gene Ontology annotation, biological process: mitochondrial respiratory chain complex IV assembly. The coding region runs from base 63 to 338 and encodes 91 amino acids. The transcript is spliced from 2 exons.
UGCCAGUGAACUCUAACGUACAGGAAGAAGACGUGAACUUCCUGUCAGUGCAAUAACAAGCAAUGGCGGAGGAAGGACCGGGUAGAGAAGCCAAAGCGACCCGAACAGCCGCAGAGAUGCAGCUUCUCCGCCGCAGACAGGAGCUGGACUACUUCCAGAAGAACGCAGCGCGGAUCCGGAGCAGGAACCUGCUGACCGGCCUGGGCAUCGGAGCGUUCGUGGUCGGCAUCUUCAGCUACACCAUCCUGUCGGUCAAACAGGAGAGGAUCGUGGAGGAGCUGGAUGAAGAGGCCAGGAUCCACAUCAUCAGGGGCCCGCGGACUGGGGCCAACUCCUGAUCAGGAGCUCAGCUGGGCAAACAUGCGGACCCAUCACACAUCCAUUUCUCGUUUUACGCAUUUUAUUCCACAAACUGUUAACACAAGUGAUACAUGUGGACAUUCUGACAAAUAAGAAUGUUAUAAUAAAAUAAAGUCAUAACAGUUGUAAAA